UACACUGUACCGGGUCACACUGUAAAUUACCUGUUGAGUAUCACACCGAACUGCAUUGGGCGCGUAAUUUAAAUAUUUAAUAAUAGAUUUUUAUUAGGAAAACUUUAAUUGUUUAUUUGGCUUUUACCUACCUUUAUAUCCUUUCCAUUGUAUAACCCGAUGAUAAGUAUAAAGCUGUACUAACCUAUAAAAGUUAAUUGCACUAACCUUGUACAAGUUAUUCAGUGUUCAUCAGUUAUUCAGUGUUCAUCAGUUAUUUUUCAGUGUUUAAAGUAAAUUAUCUGUUAUAUAUAUAAUUAUUAUGAAGCUCCAAGAUAGCUAUAAAUCAUUUGAAGAGUUCGAGAGCAGCUUUAGGGUCUACAAAGACGUGAAUUUUGUAGAUUUCUUUAUAAAAGACUGCCAGACAUUAACCUCCAUUAACGCGAAAUUUCCAAAUGGCAGAAUGAUGACAGCAUCCAGUGACUUAAAAUAUUAUUAUAUUAAAUUUUGUUGUGUGCAUGGAGGAUGCUACAAAAAAAAAAAAACCCUUGACCAACGUUCUACAUCUACAAUGCGCCAAGGCUGUGAUGAUGGCAUUUACCUGAAGGCAUCAGAUGAUGGAAAAUCUCUAGUCAUCACAAAGAUGACUGAGGACCACAACCAUGAGGUUUCCAAGAUACUGUAUGAUCAUCUCCCUAACCAAAGGAAAAUAACCCCCGAAAAUAAGGCCACCGUAUUGGAGCUUAUGGACCUCAAAGCAAAUAAAAAAAUUAUUCAACAUAAAAUAAUGAACGAAAGUGGGAAGAUUGUUACUUUAAAAGACUUAUCAAAUAUUCAUACUACAGGCAGAAAUAAUGAUUCAAAGAACAAUUUAGUGGAGGUUGUUAAUAAAUUAAAGACCAAAUUUAAUUGUAUUGUUGAAAUAUCAACAGAUGAGUCAAAUAACCUCAAUGGUGUUUUUAUACAGGACAGAUUCAUGACUGAAUCGUUUGAAGCAUUUCCUGAAGUAGUUUUUGCAGAUGCUACUUACAAACUGCUCGACUUAAGAUUGCCAGUAUAUGUGUUAAUGACGGAGGAUGGCAACGGACAGAGUGAAAUUGCAGCAAUUGGCUUAUUAGUGAACGAGGAAGAAGUUACCUUGCGCUGGUUUUGUAUGUAUUAA
This is a messenger RNA of Myzus persicae (green peach aphid), 1141 nucleotides long. RefSeq lists its product as uncharacterized. NCBI's taxonomy places the organism in Eukaryota, Metazoa, Arthropoda, Insecta, Hemiptera, Aphididae. The transcript has 4 exons. Bases 302 to 1141 code for a protein of 279 amino acids. The record is from RefSeq and is a predicted model, not a curated record.